AUGGCGCAUUCAGUCAAAAUUUAUGAUACAUGCAUUGGUUGUACCCAGUGUGUACGAGCGUGUCCCACAGAUGUAUUAGAAAUGAUACCUUGGGAAGGAUGCAAAGCUAAGCAAAUUGCUUCUGCUCCAAGAACAGAAGACUGCGUAGGUUGUAAGAGGUGUGAAUCGGCUUGUCCAACGGAUUUCUUAAGCGUACGUGUUUAUUUAUGGCAUGAAACAACGCGCAGUAUGGGUCUAGCUUACUGA
Cryptomeria japonica (Japanese cedar) is the source of this 246-nucleotide messenger RNA. Lineage: Eukaryota; Viridiplantae; Streptophyta; Pinopsida; Cupressales; Cupressaceae. The record is from the annotation of a RefSeq genome assembly.